UGCACCCUUUUCUUACCCUUUCCUCAACUCCUCUCUGCUGCACUCCGCAUCUCCUACACUCUGCCUUUCUCUGACUCCCACUCUACUCCUCCACUGCCCCCUCCUCCCUUUACUGUAUCCCCUCCAUCUCUCUUCUCUCACCCUUUCUCCCUCUCUUUUCUAUGCCUCUCUAUCAGGAGAAGAAGAGAGGCUCCCCAGAGGGACUGUGGUUCGUUCCCGCUGCCGCCUACACUGGCUUAAUGAGGAGCCUGCGGGAAGGGGAUGACACUACAGUUCAUCAUAUGGCAGCAAAAGCAAUAGAGAACAUAUCAACAGUGCUGUCUGGUCCCUCCCAUCACCUGGUCACCACAGAGAUAGGCGCCGCCCUGUGGUACCUGUUCACUCACUCCACUGUGGAGGCUGUCAGAGUCACUGCUAUUUCUUCUCUUUCUAGGCUAACCCGGGUGGUCCCAGCAAUCUUCCUAUCAGUAAUUGACACCUGUGGUCCAGCAGCCAUCUUGGAGGGCAUAGGGGGUGCAGGAGCCCGGGUCCAGCAGCACCUGCUCACUGCUGUGGCCGCUGCCUUGCUCACCUCAUGCACUCAAACACACCGUGUAACACAGAACAGGGAUUUGGUUUUGAAAGUGCUGCGUUGUCUAGAGAGUCCGUCUACGAUAACAAGAGCCAAAGCAUUACUACUGCUUCUUCUGCUCAUACAAGACAACAGACACACACUGCUUUACUGCUGUCAAAACAGACUUGUGAUAUACCUGGAGAGAGACCUCCGCAAAGCCACUCCUCUCAGAGAGAACCUCAGCCAAUCAGGAUACUUGUCUCAGUGUCUCAAUUUACUGAUUGCAUAUCUGAGCAGCACCGCACCAGUGAUUAUGGAGGAUGUUCUGUGUACCCUCAGAGGAGUGAUUGGGAGAAGACACCCAACUACUGCUCAAAGUAAACAACUCAAACAAACUUUGCCUACUUUGUCCAUAGUGCUGGACCUUGUUUCAUCCCAGGUCUUUAGAUCUCACAUUGUAGCAGGACAGUUUCUGGCUCAAAUUGGGUUGCUGUUGAACUUCAUUGCCUCAGUAGAGUCCAAUGAAACAAAUCUGGCUAGUGCUAUGGGUACAGCAAUAUGUGAAGAUUUAAUUAGAACAUCUCUGUCCAUCGUGGAAGUACUGAGCCAGCACCAUGCACUCAUCAGUCCAUAUCAUAGUGAUGUCGUGGAUGCCAUCCUGCCUCCUCUGACAACAAUGGCUUUCAGCAAAAAUGUGGAGUGGUCUGUGUUUGUUUUGAGGGUGUUGUCUGAACUCAGUCUAAUCCUGCUGGUCCAAGAUGGUGUUGAUACUGAGGUAAAAGAGGAAAGGACAGAGGAAAAUAAAGAGAGAAAUGAGAAGGAAGGACAGGCGGCAGAGGAAAGAGGGGAUGGACUCUCGUGUAUCACUGAAUCUCUCCUUUCAAGGUACGAGACUCUUCUACGAGCACCGGAGCCUAUACCCCUCCAUGCACUCAAACUGUUGGUAUCAAUGACUGAACACAACAGUCAAACCUGCAGAUUGAUCAAACGUAGUAGGAUCCUACCAAUGGUCUUUCAGCUCAUUAUGGCCAAUAGAAGUAACGUUAUCAGUGGGAUAGUCCAAAACGCAGUUGUUUUGCUCUGCAAUCUUAGUGAGGGCACAAUCCAGGAUCAGCAACCACUGUAUCAACAAGGGCUUAUUGAGGUGGUGGUUUGCACCCUCUCAGAAGCUGCGCUUGCUCAUCUAGAUAGAGAGGAGCAUGCUGGAAGGAAGGUCGGCCACGUUGUGCUGCAAGCUCUGUUGGAACUGCUUCACAACGUCCUUAAGCAAACAUCAGUUGUUGUCCGCUCUGCCCUGCAGAGCCAGAGGCUAUCUUGUCCAGCAGCAGAGACGGAGGCAGCAGAGAAGCUGCUCCUAGCCAACAGACCCCUGAGCCAACUCAGCACACACCUCAUUCACAUGCUGUCUGCUGAGAACCAGGAAAUCUGGGAGGAGUCUGUUCAUUGUCUGUCACUGCUGGUCCAACUUUACUGUGGAGAGGGUCCUGACUGCCUGUCGCCUUCCUGCUUACGAAGCUUCUCGCAUGUGCUGCGCACUCGCAUGCACACUGAGACCCCCCGAACACAACGUACAGCUCUUAAAAUUAUUAAACGACUAGUUCAGGCUACGGACAGGUCAGAUUGGAGCGAAUGUCCUGAGGGGGCGGAGCUAAUGAGUCUACUGCACGAUAUGACCACAUCCAACAGGUAUCACACUGAUGUCACUGGCCUGGCUGCUGAUAUCCUUCAAGAGAUCUCUGAAUCCUAAAAGCUUUCAGAGCAUUCAGCCAUGCCUCCAUAUGACUGUCAUCAUUUCAAAUUGGAUCAGUGGCAGUAACAAAUAUUAGUGUCACUAAAAUGUCUUGAGAGGGCAAUCAAAACAUGCAUCCAGUGUUCAUCAAACUUCACAGGAUUACAGCAUAAGUGUUAAUUUAGACUGUCAUUGGCAUCACAAUACUGACCUCUGAGUGUGUCAACACACCUCGUGUCAUCAGCAGUGACAGAAUAUUAGAUCACGCAUGCCAUCGUCACGAGUCAUAGAUUUCUACUUUGUAAUAACAUGAAGCUAAUGGCGACAUCUACAAACUAUUUUUUGUUGGUAUUCCAGCACUAAAAAGGAAGUUGUUCUGUUUACUUGUAGCAGACUAGUGCCGUGAAAAACCAUUAAUACCAAAGUGGUUCACCACAUCAACUGAGUUGUGCAUAAAUCAUCCAGCUCUGCUUUUACACAAGUUAGGUCAUAUCAUUGUAAUGAAGUCAUUUUCCUGUGUAUAAUCCAGUGUAUACCUGAUCUCUGCCUACUGUUACAUUCCCAAUUUUUUUAACUGAAUAUAAUUACUUUGCAUAAUUAAAUAUUUCAUUACUGAGAAGUGUUUGAACUUAAAAUGAAAGAAUGACACUUAAAUGUUCUAAGAAGCUGAAUGAAGUCGGGUUAAAUAGGUGAGGUAGAGGUCAUGUUAGAAAGAUUAUGCUUAGUCAUUGAAUAUGUCCUUAAGCUACCUCAGCUGUCCAUGUACCACCAUCCUAGACAUCCACACGUGGACACCACCAGCAGGCUUUUAGUUCACAGCACACUGAAUUUUCUGCAACUUUGACUCAUCGCAUUAAAGCUGGACCCAACUUGCCACUGUACACAGUUUAAGUAGAUUUCAACAGUCUCAGUGAACACACAGCAGGUGGACUGCUGGCACAUCAGUUUCUCCUCACCUUCCCGUCAAUAAGUGUAAAACUAAUGCAGCAGGCUCCAGACCAGGGAUGUCAAACUCAUUUUACAUGGUGGGCCACAUGCAGCCCACUUUGAUCUUAAGUGGGUCUGACCACUGAAACUGCCCUUCCUGUCAGUGUAAAGAAGUUGCACUACACAUUUAAUCUCUGAGAUACUGUAAUAUAAGAAAAUGCAAUGUCAACAGCACAUCUACAUGAAGUCCAACUGUUUGGGUUUAUAUUCAGAGAAGGCCCCAUUUCAUUUCACUGUGGAACCUUUGUAAACAACAAAAAUCUUUUAGUGUAGUACGCAGGUCGUCUGUCAGCAGGAAAAACUAAAAUGUAUUAAAUAGUUAGGUCCAAGGUUUAUGCCCUUCUACAAUUUCCAAAGCUGUCUGGUGGGCCAAAUGUGUGUCUGU
Haplochromis burtoni (Burton's mouthbrooder) is the source of this 3654-nucleotide messenger RNA. Its product is annotated as serine/threonine-protein kinase ULK4. Bases 162 to 2300 code for a protein of 712 amino acids. NCBI's taxonomy places the organism in Eukaryota, Metazoa, Chordata, Actinopteri, Cichliformes, Cichlidae. The record is from RefSeq and is a predicted model, not a curated record. The transcript has 19 exons.